Fukomys damarensis (Damara mole-rat) is the source of this 4128-nucleotide messenger RNA. It is a transcript of the gene Atg7, whose product is annotated as autophagy related 7. Gene Ontology annotation, molecular function: Atg12 activating enzyme activity; Atg8 activating enzyme activity. The transcript has 20 exons. Bases 176 to 2275 code for a protein of 699 amino acids. Lineage: Eukaryota; Metazoa; Chordata; Mammalia; Rodentia; Bathyergidae. The record is from RefSeq and is a predicted model, not a curated record. Gene Ontology annotation, biological process: autophagosome assembly; autophagy of mitochondrion; cellular response to nitrogen starvation. Gene Ontology annotation, cellular component: cytoplasm; phagophore assembly site.
UUGCAUCUUCCUUGCGGCACCAGGACUGCAGUGACACGUCACACACCCAUGCCUGGGCCCCUCAGCGAGUCCUGACUGUGACGCACUCCUGUGUCGAUGUUUCCGGCAGGACCUUUCUGUCUUCCCAGCCUGUGCGGCGAGCCUCAGCCUGCCCUCUGGCAAAUGAGUGGCAGCCAUGGGGGACCCUGGACUCCCCAAACUGCAGUUCGCCCCCUUCAGCAGCGCCCUGGACGUGGGCUUCUGGCACGAGCUGACACAGAAGAAGCUGAAUGAGUACCGGCUGGACGAGGCUCCCAGGGACAUCAGGGGCUACUACUGCAAUGGUGACUCUGCUGGGCUUCCGGCUCGCCUCACGUUGGAGUUCAGUGCUUUUGACAUGAGUGCCCCCACGCCUGCGCGCUGCUGCCCUGCUGUCGGGAUGCUGCAUAACACCAACACGCUCGAGGCUUUCAAGGCUGCAGACAAGAAGCUGCUUCUGGAACAGGCAGCAGAUGAGAUCUGGGAGUCCAUCAAGUCGGGUGCUGCCCUUGAAAACCCUGUGCUCCUCAACAAGUUCUUGCUCCUGACAUUUGCAGAUCUAAAGAAGUACCACUUCUACUAUUGGUUCUGCUAUCCUGCCCUCUGCCUUCCAGAGAGCAUCCCUCUCAUUCAGGGGCCAGUGGCUUUGGAUCAAAGGUUUUCACCAAAACAGAUUCAUGCCCUCGAGCAUGCGUAUGAUGGUCUCUGCCAAACAGAAGGAGUCUCGGCCCUGCCUUACUUCUUAAUCAAGUAUGACGACGAGGUGGUGCUGGUUUCCCUACUUAAACACUACAGUGAUUUCUUCCAAGGUCAAAGGACAAAGAUAACAGUCGGUGUCUAUGACCCCUGUAACCUAGCCCAGUACCCCGGAUGGCCUUUGAGGAAUUUUUUGGUCCUGGCAGCCCACAGAUGGAGCGGCAGCUUCCAGUCCAUUGAAGUCCUUUGCUUCCGCGACCGAACCAUGCAGGGGGCGAGAGACGUGGCACACAGCAUUAUCUUCGAAGUGAGGCUCCCGGGAGUGGCCUUCAGCCCAGAUUGCCCUAAAGCCGUUGGAUGGGAAAAGAACCAGAAGGGAGGCAUGGGGCCACGGAUGGUGAACCUCAGCGAGUGUAUGGACCCUAAGAGGUUAGCUGAGUCGUCAGUGGAUCUGAACCUCAAACUCAUGUGUUGGAGGCUGGUCCCAACGCUGGACCUGGAUAGGAUUGUGUCUGCCAAGUGCCUGCUGCUGGGAGCGGGUACCCUGGGCUGUCACGUGGCCCGGACGCUAAUGGGCUGGGGUGUCAGGCAUGUCACAUUCGUGGACAACGCCAAGAUCUCCUACUCCAACCCCGUAAGGCAGCCGCUCUAUGAGUUUGAAGACUGCCUGGGGGGCGGCAAGCCCAAGGCCCUGGCGGCAGCAGACCGGCUACAGAGAAUCUUCCCCGGAGUGAAUGCCAGGGGGUUCAACAUGAGCAUUCCCAUGCCCGGGCACCCCGUGAACUUCUCGAGCAUCACCCUGGAGCAAGCCUGCAGGGACGUGGAGCAGCUGGAGCGGCUCAUCGAAAGCCAUGAUGUCAUCUUCCUGCUAAUGGACACCCGGGAGAGCCGCUGGCUUCCCACCGUCAUAGCUGCCAGCAAGAGAAAGUUGGUCAUCAACGCUGCCCUGGGGUUUGACACGUUUGUUGUCAUGAGACAUGGCCUGAAGAAACCAAAGCAACAAGGAUCUGGGGAUGUGUGUCCAAGCCACCCUGUAACAUCUGCUGACCUUCUGGGUUCGUCACUUUUUGCCAACAUCCCUGGUUACAAACUUGGCUGCUAUUUCUGCAAUGACGUUGUGGCUCCCGGAGAUUCAACGCGGGACCGGACCUUGGACCAGCAGUGCACCGUGAGCCGUCCGGGCCUGGCCAUGAUCGCAGGAGCCCUGGCGGUGGAGCUGAUGGCUUCUGUCCUGCAGCACCCAGAGGGGGGCUAUGCCAUUGCCAGCAGCAGUGAGGACCGCAUGAAUGAGCCUCCCACUUCGCUGGGGCUUGUGCCCCACCAGAUCCGGGGAUUUCUGUCACGGUUUGAUAAUGUCCUUCCUGUCAGCCUGGCGUUUGACAAAUGUACAGCUUGUUCUUCCAAAGUACUUGAUCAAUAUGAACAAGAAGGAUUUAAUUUCCUGGCAAAGGUGUUUAACUCUUCACAUUCCUUCUUAGAAGACCUGACGGGCCUCACAUUGCUGCAUCAGGAAACCCAGGCUGCCGAGAUCUGGGACAUGAGCGACGAUGAGACCCUCUGAGACCACCGCUGAGCAGCACUGGGGCAGGACGCCGCCCAGGAUGGGAAAAACAGGCCACAGAGAAUGGUAUCUUACAGAUUUACACACAUCAGAGGAGUCAGAACGCGCCGACGGGGCCCGGCUCUGGGGGACGGCCUAUCCCAGAUAGGUUGGCGUGGGGACCCGGCCACCAGCACCGCCGUCCCCACGAGGCGCCCGCUCACCAGCUGAGGGUCCGCAGCAGCGGCGGCUCCGGCCCGCGCUCAGUAGCCUGUAGCAGUAACAAACGUUACUAUGGCUAUGAAUGCGGAUGGUGGUCUCAGAGUACCUGUGUUCCUGCACGUUUACGGACACACCCAUGACCAAAAAAAGAUCAACUUUUUUUUUUCCAAACAACAAAAAUGAAUGAUUACAACAGGAAAGGGAAAAAUUAAAUAGCUACAUAUCAUUAACAAAUUAAUUGUUCUUCAAAAAAUACCUACAAAUUUCUCUGUACAUUCUUUACGCACAGCGUAACGAUGGUCUUAAAGUUACCUAUAUAAAAAAAGUGUUCUCAACGAUUUUUUUCCUACAGAAAAUAUAGGGGCCUGAAUGCCAAAGCUUGGAAGCCCAGUACAGUGGGAGUGACUGGGAGGCUGGAGAGGGGCUUCCACUCCAAGAGGGCUGGCAGCCUGACCGGCGCGACCAGAGGCAGGCCCCGACCCCCACCCCCACCCGUGCCCACAGCCCAGACCGACAGUGGGCCUGGGCGUGUGUCCUCCUGCAACCCGGCUCAGGGCUUCUGAGGGAGAAGCCCCUAACGCCUCACAGGCUGCAGACCCUGGGGCGGGGACAGAAACGCUCACUGAGGUCGAGGAGGAGCAGCUGGGAGGCACCCACAGCCCUGUCUAUUUUGGAUGCUGCUAAUGUCUAGUUAGUAGCUGUGACUAUGGCAGACGAUAAAUGCAGUCGUAACUGAAGUCAGGAAUGUACACGGCCUUGGCCCCACGCACCAGGAAGCACACAGAACGCCGUGGCGCAGAUUGUCAGUGAUCUGCGGUCAGCCGAGGGAGCAGGCUGCGCCCCGGGAGCUGGGAGACACCGUCCGGCUCCCCGGGGUGCGUCACCAGGCAGCGGCGCUGGCCACCUGCAGCCCAAGCCUGCUCCCGCCACCGCCCGCCGCCCACGCUCCAUCACACACACAUCUCGGAGUACAACUGUACCAGCAGUAAGUAGAUCUAGGACUGGGACUGACAAAACAAACUAGUUCUGAAAAGAAGCCAGAAGUACUCAGGUUUGCUUACUGUCUGUACAAUUAAUAGAAACCAGCUAUUUUCUUCUCCAUUAAAACACGCGUCCUCUUUGAAGCACUGCGGAGUCCUCGACCUCGGUCUGGCCGCCAGCUGCAGUGACCCCAGAGGGUGAUGCAGCCCCGGCUCCAGAGAAGACCGCAGCCUGGGCAGCAACCCCAAGCACCUCUGACCUCCCCGCGUCCCAACACGGAGGGUCAGAACAGCCGUCCUGCAGUCCCAGCACUUGCCCUCGGUGCCAGCAUCCUGCGGCAGCUUCGGGCAGUCUCCGUGCUCCAAUAGUGCAAAUCAGACACCGCGCUCCUCUUCAAGUAUACACACGCGCACACGCACACACACGCACGCACUCCCGGGCCUCGGGAAGCACACGAGAAGAGCACAGAAUGCCGGGACCCCCAAAGUCACCAUGGCCCGUGGCUGAGGACGCCGGAGUCCUGGCCGGCCGCACGCUGUGCCAGAGGUUUCUUUGGUAACCAAGGCAGGAAGCAGGCGCCACCCCGCACGCCGCGAGGGCCCCUUGCACAGACACCAAGCAAGUACGAGACAGAAGAGCCCGGAACCCACCGCCCGGGUUCGCGGCCAGCC